Leptopilina boulardi is the source of this 2761-nucleotide messenger RNA. RefSeq lists its product as uncharacterized. The coding region runs from base 429 to 2423 and encodes 664 amino acids. The transcript has 3 exons. Lineage: Eukaryota; Metazoa; Arthropoda; Insecta; Hymenoptera; Figitidae. The record is from RefSeq and is a predicted model, not a curated record.
AAAAGAAAAUGUUUAGUGAACUGAAAACAAAAAACAGUGUAGGAAACGAAGUUAGAUUCUCAUAAAUUUUUAUCCAAAAAUUCAAGGUAAUUAAUUAUUUCACUAAUGCAGAUUUAUUGAUGCAUUUAUAUAGAAUUAAAAUAAAUUAGAAAUGUAAAAUGUUAAGUAGAAAAAUUAAAGUUUAUGUGUGUCAAAUGCAUUGUCAAUUAAAAUGACAUUUUUUAUUUUAAAAAAAGUAUUUUAAUUCUUUGAUAACGAGAACGUGUCAAGAAAAUUUGAAAAAUUGAAAAAUUGAAAAAUCUUGUCAAAUUUUGGAACUGUCAUAAGGGAAAUGAGUUUCUUUCAAAAAAAAGUUGGAGGUUAUCGAAAGACAUUUCUAAAAUCCCUUUAAAUCCCGAAAUUAAAUUUGAAUAGAAAUAGUGGAGGACAUGUCGAGAGAUAAGAUUCACGGUAAAUCUUACAAUUUUCCGGAGAAUACAAAUUGUACACCUCGUUACCACAACGUUUUUAAAGAUGUCACGUCAUUUCCUUACUAUGAGAAAAAAUAUAGUUUAAACGACGAAAAAUUACGACAAGAUUAUUUACUCAAGAAAUUAAAGAAUUUAAAACCAAAGGACAACAAAAAAUUAACGAUUGACAAUGAUUGUGCUUCUAAUUUUCAUUUAGAAAAUGAAGGAUCAAAGAAGAAAUUGCACAAAAGGAACCAAGUGAUUCCGGUGAACGGUGAGAAAGCUCAUGAGAAAAAACAGGAUUUUCACAAUCGGGAAACAACGAAAGUUUGUGAACAGUUGAAUGAGUCCUCAAGGUUAUCGAAGAAAAUGCACCGUAACGGUUACGACAAUUGUAGCCAAGGGAAACAUUAUUCGAAAGGAUUCUUUAAAAAGUUUCCUUAUAACAGUAGCGUAACAAGUUUAGAGGCAAUGAACAGUUGUUCUUCAUUUGAUGUUCCAGUUUAUCGAAUAAAAAAGAAUCAACAACAAACAAAACUAUCGUGCAACAAAUAUAAAAAUAAAAAUAAAAAAAAUACCAACAAAAUACGUGGGAACAAUAAUAGAAAAUGUAAUAAAUUUUCUUCAACAUCACUUGUUGUGAAUUACUCUCCCGAGUCCGAUUUUGAUUCUUAUCAAGAUAAACACAAAAUAACAGAUCUUAUUGGCGGAAAUAAUGAGAGAAACACGAAUAUUUGCCAAUGCUCGUCGGAAUCGGAUUAUUCGAAAGAGGAUAAAAUUCCUGAUAAAAAUUACGAGAUUUCGAGGAGUACAAAGACGAACAAUUGCUGCUGUUCAGAGGAAGAGAAAAAAAUAAAAGCCACUUAUUCAUAUCACUGUAGAUAUCCCGAAUAUCAAGAAAAAGAUAAUCAAGAGACUUAUGCAAAUUUUCAUCCGAAAUAUUAUGCAACACCAUUCAAUAAAAAGAAAAAGGCUAAUUUUUUUGAUAACAAUGGCAAAAAAUAUCAAAAUUACAUGAAUGAAAAGAAAAAAAUUAAACCCAUUAGAACAAGUGAUAUUAAUUUAUCUGAUCUAACUCCUGAUGUUCCAUUGCCAUCUCAUUGGAGUCAAUGUGGUCAACAUAUGACAAAUGUAGCCAAUGAAUAUCGUGAUCUUUUAAAUAAUUUUAAAACAAUUCAAUCAAUUGCCGUGAAUCCAUGUCGAAAGAAAUUGAAAAAAAAAUUUACAAGAACUUAUCCAUCAGGAAAGGAAUUUACAUUUGAAGUAAAACCAGCCAAGGAUAGUGUCACAUUUUGUAAAGGUGAAAAAAAAAAUUUCUCCCAUUGUCAAUGUAAAAAUUGUCCCCAAUUGAUAAAGAGUUUAAAAAAUGUGAAAUUUUCCAAAAAUUCAAAAAAAAAAUCCAUAAUUUUGACAGGUUACAAUAAUUUAAUAAAGAGAUAUGCGUGUAAAAAAAGUGAUGAGGAAAUUUUUUCAAAAAAAUCAAAAAAAAAAUUUAAUAAAAUUUCACACUGUAUUUGUGAUGGAAAAAAAGGUGAUGAUGAGAAAAUUUACAAAAAAGAAAAUCAAAAUUUAACUAAUUUAAAAGGAGAAAAAAUCAAAUCAGUAUGUGAAAAUUUGACAUUAAAAAAUGAGAAUUUAAAACAUGAUGGUGACAAAUUGAAUAAAUGUCAAGAGUUGAAUGCGAAAAAUCAGGAAUUGAAUAAAUUUAAUUUUCCGAGAAUUGUGAAGCCAAGAGGUGUUUUUUGUCGGGACAAUUUGAGAAAAAUUUUUAUUUGUCCUCCACAUGGCGAAGAAGGAUCGCCAUUGGUAUUAAACAAAAAAUGUUCAAAUAUCGAUUGCAGGAUAAAAGGAGAUAAUCUCAAAGGAUUUAGGUACAAAGUGACAUACAAACAAGAAUUUUUGAGUCCUGUUUGGUAUCCUGAAGAAAAAGGAAGUCCUUUCCGAAAAAGGGAAAACACAACUGAAAAUGGAUGAAUAUAUAUUUUUUUGGUCUUUUUUAAAAAUUUAAACGAUGUUGAAUGUUCUGACAGAAUUAGAAAGUUUCUAUGAAGGGAACUAUUUUCUGUUCAGAAUUUAUUUUUACUUUUUUUAAUUCAAAUUAGAAAGCAGGUUGUUUAUAUUUUGAAAAUUACGAUUUACACCAUUUUAUAUUGUCCCCGUUUUAUAUUUUGUAAUGAAAUUUACAAAUUUGAUAUCAAUUUUUUUUCAAUGAAAAAAUUUGUUUAAAAAAAAUUAAGAUUCAGUCUCUGUGAAAAGUUAGUACUGUAAAAAUUGAAAAGAUUUGAAGAAAUAAAUUGACAAUUUUUGUACAA